Molecule: messenger RNA, 1489 nt
Organism: Phaeodactylum tricornutum CCAP 1055/1
Lineage: Eukaryota; Bacillariophyta; Bacillariophyceae; Surirellales; Neidiaceae
Exons: 2
Coding region: 210-1436 (408 amino acids)
Source: RefSeq, a predicted model, not a curated record
CAGUCUCGCUGUUUUGCGGAUCGCGUAGUUUUCCCCGGAGCAUCCGCUAGGAUCUUCGCUGGGCAUUUUGAUCCCUGCCGUCCUCACCAUAAUAAAUCUCCAAAAGAGCUCGUUGUUUGACACAAUCUGCCUUUGGACGAGAAUUUGAAAAGAGUGUACUAGCUAGAGCGACACACUGGUACCUUCGUACCAGUUCCAGCACUUCCGCAAUGGAAGGCAUACAAAAUACCGGCAGCGAUAGCAGCAAGGCGAAUGUGACAGUCGUCACGGAGCUUACUUCGAGCAUUCCGGCAAUCAUCGAAAAGGAAGAAUUUCCGGAUCGUGUUAGUGUCUUGCGCUUUGACGAAUCCGUCCUGGCGCCUGCAUUCCGAGGUGACGACGCAGUUUUCAAGGACUCUCAAGUUUCUCGGAUUGUGGAUCCAGCCGAGCACAUAGAAUCGGAACGAUCUGCUGGAACGCAAAGCAAGGGAACUACUUCUCGACCCACUUUCCAAGAUUGGGCCAAGAUUGUCCGGGUUUCUUCCCGAUUUUCCGAGGUUAAUCUCGAGCAGCUCGAACGUGUUCGUAUGAUGCAUGAUCGUAUUUCAGAGGGAUCAGAAUUUACUUUCAACUACAACACUUUGUUGCUGGUGGCGUCCAUCUUGGCUGCAAUAGGUUUGGCAGCCAACAGCUCGGCUACCAUUAUUGCUUCCAUGCUUGUGUCUCCAAUCAUGGGCCCCGUCGUAGGGAUGGCCUACGGUACUCUAAUUAUGGACUGGAAGCUGGUCAAAAAAUCCGCCUGGACCGAACUCGUGAGUCUCUUCGUCUGCGUCAUCAUGGGUGCCAUUGUGGCGGCUUGCAUCGGUCCCACUGAUUUGGCCGAGAACUGGCCGACGGCGGAAAUGGACAUACGCGGACGCAAACAGAAUUUUUUCGUUGGUAUCCCCAUUGCCUUUUUCUCCGGACUGGGCGUGGCCGUGUCUUUGUUGGACGAUCAGACCAGCUCCUUGGUCGGGGUGGCUAUUUCGGCAUCGCUGUUGCCCCCCGCCGUUAACGCGGGCAUGAUGUGGGUGGCGUACGGCUUUACUGAAGUCGACGUGUUGGCUGGAGGCGGAGCCACGGUGACGGACUUCGUCGCGGGCUUGCUCAAUAUUACCGUUGACGAAAGCAGCGAUAUCCUAGCGGACUUUCGUGGCGACAGUGGACAGAAGGCUCCGGAUACCAAGCGCGACUUUAACGCCAUGGGAGGAGUCAGUAUCGGUCUCACGUUGAUCAAUAUUCUUUUGAUUUGGUUCUCGAGUAUGCUCAUGUUCCGCAUGAAAGAGGUUCUUCCAAUCAAAAAGAAUAUCUUCUGGAGCGAUCUUGGCAUUGCACGCAAAGUUUACCAGCGCAAAGCCAUCAUUACCGAGUCUACUGAUACUACAGUUCCGCAACCAGCGGUCGUUACCGACGUUUAAAUUGUAAGCAUCGCUUACGUCAACGGGCUAAAGAAGUGCAGAUUGAGCCUUUC